UACAGUCCCAAUACUCAGGAGCGAAUGCGAGCUAGAUUCUCUGCGGUGCAGAGCUGGACAAACACAGCACCUUAACGCUGCUUUACUGGCUUAAGGACAUAUUUUGGAGUAUCCGGGAUCGGGACGGGAGCCCAUCACUGGUACUCGCUUUUGUCUUUUUAUGCUUUGAAAUUACGUCUGGAGAAGAGACGCAUACUUGCGCACUGAGACUUGACUUUCUCCAGUCCUGUGAAUAGACUUCAAAGACUGCAGCUGACGAGGUCUGUGUACCCUUAUGAGGCAAAUGUCUUUUGCAGUGCAUUAAUCCAGAAAGUUUUUUUUUCUUUUCUUUGUUUGUUUCAAUUCUGCGAGUGACACUGUAUGUUCCAGCGCUCGAGUGUGUCGCGUUUGGAGAUCAGUUCAGAACAUUGCAUGCGCAAAGAGGGGGAAGGAAAGCAAAAGUCGGUUUUUGCGACGCUGGUAAACACUUUGCUAAAGAACAGGGACACGAUGAGCGCCGAUCUGGCCAUGGGGCCCGAGUUGCCCACCAGUCCGCUGGCGUUGGAAUAUGUCAAUGACUUUGAUUUAAUGAAAUUCGAGGUGAAGAAAGAGGCCAUGGCGGGGCUCGACCGUUCAAAUAUACGUCAGUGCAAUCGCCUCCAAGCGCAGGGCUCCGUAUCCUCCACCCCGAUCAGCACGCCCUGCAGCUCUGUCCCGUCUUCCCCGAGUUUCAGCCCCACGGAACAGAAGAAUCACCUCGAGGAACUUUACUGGAUGCCCAGCGGUGCCUACCCGCAGCAGAUGGAUCCUCAAACGUUAAGCCUGACGCCCGAAGACGCGGUGGAGGCUCUUAUCGGUGCCACGGCCCACGGGCACCCUCCACCCCCGCACGUGCAGCAGCUGCAGGCAGGAGGGUUCGAUGGAUACAGGCACCCGCAUCACCCCCACGGCCAUCCGCAGCAACAUCAUCAUCACCAAUACGGCGGGAUCCCUCAUCACCCCGACGACCUGCCGGGUCACCCCGGGGCGCAUGGCCACCACCACCAUCACCACCACAGUCAGGACCCCGACAGCCCCUCUCCUACCUCCCCAGGGUCCCACCAACAGCUUCACCACCGUCAUCAUCACCAUCACCACCCGCACGCCCACCCAGGCCAACAGGGUCACCAUGGCGUCGGGGGCAGCCUGAACGUCGAGGACCGGUUCUCCGACGACCAGCUGGUGUCCAUGUCCGUACGAGAGCUCAACCGGCACCUCCGGGGCUUCACUAAGGAUGAGGUGAUCCGUCUCAAGCAGAAGCGCCGGACCCUGAAGAACAGGGGCUACGCGCAGUCCUGCCGAUACAAGCGCGUGCAGCAGAAACACGUGCUGGAGAACGAAAAGACCCAGCUCAUAAACCAAGUGGAGCAGCUCAAGCAAGAGAUCAACCGGCUGGCCCGAGAGAGAGACGCCUACAAACUCAAGUGCGAGAAGUUGACAGGAGCGAACGGGUUCCGCGAGGCAGGAUCCACGAGCGACAACCCGUCCUCUCCCGAAUUCUCUUCAUGUGAGUGUCCUUAUGCCUGAGAGACAUUACUAUUGCGAUCAUUUCAAUAACAGCAGAUGUACUCGUAGAAUAACCCACAAGAAAUAAUAAUCUCAUAUGUAAUCAUCGCCACUGACCUUGGCAACUAAACUACGAAGAACAUGUUAGAAUGUUUUCUGGGAAAUUGUAGAUUAGUGGCUUGUAGUAGCCUUCCCCUUUCUUAAAGAUAUCAGCAACAAAAGACAUUUGAAGAACUGGGUUUUACGUUUAGGAUAAUAAUUCAAGGUAAAACCGUCUAUCCACUUAGUUUGUUCUUGGUUGUUCAAGAAAAAAAGAAAAUGUUUGUGUUGUAAGCGGAGAGAGGAACUUUGGACUUUUUCCACUUGGCUAAGAAAAAAAGUCAGAGUCGAGGGCACCAGAAUAUGCAAAACAUUACACUUCUCCUGUAUUAUUCCGCCCGAGUGUGGCGAUUGGGGAAAUUUAUGCAACAUCUCAUUGGUUUAUUGCCUGCUUGGUUAUAUAUAGAUCUACAAAUAUAAAUAUAUAUUAAAAAGAAAAGGAAAAACAACAAAAACAAACACGUAAAUCUGCAUUAAGAUAUUAAUCCUGCAUGCUGGACAUGUAUGGUAAUAAUUUUAUACUUUCUCUCUUUUUUCUUUUUUUUCUUUCUGUUCAUUAUGUAUCAUAAAGAGCAUGUUUUUUAUCUGUAGCUCUUUUUUUGGAGGGGGGAUUUACGCGAGACUGGCUCUCCAGUCGCUUAUUGUAUAUGGGUUUAUUUGAACUUGUAAAUAUAUGCAACAGCAAACCUACAAACCGAGCUGUUUGAUUUCCAACUUUUAUGAUUUGUUUUCGAUUUGUUUUGGAAUGGAUUUCCAGCAAUGGGCAUUUUUUUCAGUUGCAUUUCAAGUGAUCAAACUUUGUAAAAGAAGCGCACUUUUUGGGUAAUGAUUUUUGGUAUUGGCAGUUUUUAUUUUUGGUUGUUUUUGCAGAAGCCGCCUUUAAGAAAGACAUACUGCACAGCUACAUUAAGUAAUAGUGAAAUUUAAAGCACGCGUUUGAAAUGUGCUUAUAUGUCUGGUUGUAAUAAGGAACCCUGUUUUACCACACAUACAGGCUGUUGCAUAAUCUAUUGCUAUUCUAUACUAUGAGCAAUACUUAUAGGUCGUAUCUUUUUACUUUUGAUGGAUAUGAUUGGAAACUAUUUCAUCUACAUUUUUAGCUAUUUGAGCUGCCAGUUUUAUAAAUCAACAUUUCAAAGUGUAGUUAUAUGCUCCAGCUCGAUGGUGUAGGCUUCCUAAAUCAGGGGGUUGUGUAUUAUUGCCUAACAUGAAAACUACGCAUGCAUUUCAAUGGAGAGUUACAAUGAUCAAUGUUAAAUGUUUUCCUUUAUUUUUUUUUCUGCCGGUCAGUAAAAAAUAAGGGAUUCAGGUUCUGCAUAAUCUCAAAAUGAAAUUAUAUGUCUCAUGUUAUUGUUCAGUUUUUUUAUUUCCUUGUUUGUUCUAUUAUUAUGUCAAGAUUCUGGUUCUGCUGGCCAGAUGCAUAGUUUUUAUUUUAAUGAUUAAAUUAACAAACUGUCAGAUCAUAUUGAAUAAGCAUGGUGCUUGCAUCUAAGAAAUAUUGUUAAAAAGUCAUGCAUUUAACAAUCUUUUUGGUUUAUUAAUGAUUCAACUGUGUUGAAAUCAAAUGUAAAUUGCAGCAGCGGGUUGUUGUUUUGUUAUUUUGUUAAUUUCACGUAUUGUGAGGGGAUCAAUUUUCAAAUCUGUUUAUAUAAAUAGAAAAUGAAUAGAGUUCAAUUGGGACUGUUCCAUUCAGGCUGGUUUCUGUUUCGUUUUUGCUGUUUUUGGACAAAUGGUUUCCUAUUUUGCUUAUUAAAGUCAGUGAAAUGACA
This is a messenger RNA of Paramisgurnus dabryanus, 3392 nucleotides long. It is a transcript of the gene mafba, whose product is annotated as MAF bZIP transcription factor Ba. Gene Ontology annotation, cellular component: nucleus. Gene Ontology annotation, molecular function: DNA-binding transcription factor activity, RNA polymerase II-specific; RNA polymerase II cis-regulatory region sequence-specific DNA binding. Gene Ontology annotation, biological process: regulation of transcription by RNA polymerase II. Lineage: Eukaryota; Metazoa; Chordata; Actinopteri; Cypriniformes; Cobitidae. The record is from RefSeq and is a predicted model, not a curated record.